Musa acuminata AAA Group (dessert banana) is the source of this 661-nucleotide messenger RNA. RefSeq names its product dihydroflavonol 4-reductase-like. Gene Ontology annotation, molecular function: oxidoreductase activity, acting on the CH-OH group of donors, NAD or NADP as acceptor. The record is from RefSeq and is a predicted model, not a curated record. The coding region runs from base 1 to 534 and encodes 177 amino acids. Lineage: Eukaryota; Viridiplantae; Streptophyta; Magnoliopsida; Zingiberales; Musaceae. The transcript is spliced from 3 exons.
AUGUACUUCGUCUCAAAGACGCUGGCGGAGAAGGCAGCAUGGGAAUUUGCCGAGAAGAACCAUUUGGAUUUCAUAAGCAUCAUACCGACCUUAGUCAACGGACCAUUCAUCAUUCCCACCAUGCCUCCCAGCAUGCUCUCUGCACUGGCUUUGGUAACAGGGAACACACCACAUUACUCGAUCUUGAACCCAGUCCAGUUUGUGCACUUGAAUGAUCUUUGCAUGGCUCACAUAUUCUUGUUCGAGCAUCCGGAAGCGAAGGGGAGAUACGUUUGCUCUUUUCACGACAUCACCAUCUCGGAUCUGGCGAAGAUGCUAACGGAGAGGUACCCUGAGUAUGACAUCCCCACCGAGUUUGAAGGGAUCGAUGAGGUAUCGGACGUGAUCAAGUUCUCCUCAAAGAAGCUUACUGACUUGGGCUUUACGUUCAAGUACAGCAUGGAGGACAUGUUCGACGGAGCAAUAGAGUCGUGCAGGGAGAAGGGAUUGCUGCCGCUGACAACCAAGAAAGAGCAGGUCGAUGGCCACAACUAGAUUUUACCAAGGGAAUAACACGUCAGAUGAUCUGUGUUGGAGAACUUCUAUCUUCUGUUCAUCUUUAUUUGGGUCAUGUAUCUCAGAGCAAUAUAAUCUCUUUGCAUCUUCUAUCCAGUUAAUAAAC